Molecule: messenger RNA, 3586 nt
Organism: Ixodes scapularis (black-legged tick)
Lineage: Eukaryota; Metazoa; Arthropoda; Arachnida; Ixodida; Ixodidae
Exons: 11
Coding region: 1375-3402 (675 amino acids)
Source: RefSeq, a predicted model, not a curated record
UGUGCAUAUCUAGUUUUAAUAUUAAGCUUCACUUUAAUAGACUAGAUAGAAAUAAAUGCAGAAGUCGCUGCUGUAACUACGCUAAUUCCGGGCGAACUGUUUAAGCAUUUAGCGCACAGGUUCCAACUCAGCGAAGGAUAUAAUUUCAAACAUCGCAGCCAUUGUAAUAUAUAUUUUUAGACGGUUUGCAUAGGUUUUCUACAAAAGACCAGUCUGUUCACUCGGGCGUCGUUGGUUACAGGAAAAAGGCGUUGCCGCUGCGCCUCGGUUUUACGUUUUCGCGUACGUUGCGCACACUGGGGAAACGUAACCCUGUGGCCACACCUCGGGGCCAUCGUAAGAAAUGUUUGCGUCAACAGCGGCACGUCGUUGGAAGCGUGCGGAAAGACUCUCUCCUACGCGUAAGAGGGAAAGGGCAAGAAACCAGCGGGACAGGGCGAAGCAGCACGGCGUGAACCGCGCCGCUGCUCCGCUGUCUCACGAGAUCACACCAGUCCAGUCCCCUCCAAACCACGACCGUCCAAACCAAAGACAGCACUCCUAACGCACUUCAAAAGAAAACGCGCAAGUGUUCUCCGUGAAUGCGGGCAGGUUCCAAAAGCCCUCCGCCUGAAACCCGAUACGAUUCCGAAACUUCGGCUACCGUCGCCCCCCGAACAGGAGAGAGUCGCCAAGCGUCAAAGGACCACGGUGAGUCACGUCGCGAGCAUCAAACGAAUUUCACCAUACGGAGGAUAACGAGUGCAUUAACUCUACUGUUAACGAACAGUACGAUCUGCAUGUGCUAAAUUACUGUCGAGCCAUUGCGGAUCCGCAACCUCGGAAGGGAGCCGAAGGACGCGCCUUCGGUGCUGUACUCAAAUUUCUGUGGGUAUGCAAUCAAAGCUACGACCCCAAGCUACGGCUCGCGCACGUACGUUGAGUGUCGAUCAUUGCUACGCAACAAGAUGCUCUUUCCUUCCCCCAAAAUCCCGCAGAAAGUUGCUCUCGAGGUGCUACUAGCAUGAGCUCGAGACUUUUAAAGAUGAGGUGCUUGCGCAAAUAAAUUUUUUUGGGGAAUGUUAAGACAGCAGGGCUGUUGGUCUGCCUCGAGUGGACGACGGGUCCUGCUGUAGACGAGAAAUAAAAUUUAAUCUGUUGAAUACUACUGUUUUUCUUUUGUUUUUACUUUACCAAAUGUUGUGUCACACUACUAGAACAAUUGAACUUAAGGCAGCAAGGAAUAAACAAGCUGCUUUUUGGACUUCAAUGGAUAUGUGACAUGUCACUUCCCUCUAGGGACUUGUAGGGACUUACUGAUUGUUGCUUUUACUGAUGAUUUAAAUUUAUAGAUUUGACGUAACCUAGUCGAUAUGUCAACUUCCAGGUUGUAUAAUGUGGUCAAUUUUUCUUUACCAGGAUGAUGAUUCGGUAUCGGCGAAUGAAGCACCUAUGGAGAGUGCACCUCUUCAAGAGUGCUGCUGCUGCGUAGCCUGGAAAGCAGGAGCAGACACUACAUAUCGCUGCAUACAAGAGAGGCCAGCAACACACGACGUAGCUCUGCGAGUUGAUAUGCAAGGCAAGGCAGCUAUGAAGGAUGCAUCUGUGCAAGCUUCAGUGGCUACUCAACAAGCAGCUACACACAUCCAAGGUUCUUUGCUUGGUCGAACGGCAGUCGGCACGCAGGUCAAGGAGGCCUAUGCUGUGAUGGCCUGUGCGGUGCAAACGGAAAGCUGGGUGCCUUCCUUUCCCGUGCUUCCUACCCCCUCACUGCUUUCACCAGCUUCCCCCCUUGAAGACGACCUUGAUCGCGGCCAAGAAAAGGAUGAAGACUGGACCCCACUCAGGGAGCAGUCGGAAGACGACACGUGUUCAGGGGAUGAAACCGUAGAAUCCGGGUUGCCCCUGCAGGAUGAGAAGAAAUAUGUUGUCUUCGAAAGCUGCCUGCUGGAACUGUUUACCAUCUGCCGGACUUGCCUUAUGAAGUGCGAGCCCAGCCUAACCGUGAAAGGCACCCUGGUGAAGGUGGAGACCAUCUGCAAAGACUCGCACUACCAUACCUGGAGCAGUCAGCCAGUCAUCAAGGGCAAGGCUGCUGGGAGCUUGCUACUGUCUUCAGCAAUCUUCUUUUCUGGAGCUAGCCCAACAGCCACAUUACGUGUGCUGCAGCUAAUGAACGUCCAAGUCAUGACGCUGAGGAUGUACUUUAACUAUCAGUCGGCAUUUCUCAUCCCCACUGUAGAGAAGGUAUGGACAAAGCACCAGGAUGAGCUGUUGGAGCAGCUAAAAGACAGUCCUGUCGACUUGAGCGGAGAUGGAAGAUGCGACUCCCCAGGCUUUUCCGCAAAGUACCUGACUUACUCCGUUUAUGCUCCUCAAAUCAACAAGAUCUUGCACUGUGAACAAGUUCAGGUUGGUGAGUGUGAGGAAGUACGGGCCAGUGUCCAGAUGGAGAAGCAGGGACUUAUUCGCUGUCUGGAAUUCCUGAAGACCAAGGACAUCAAGGUGCGCUCUUUGACAACUGACCGACACCGCUCAAUAGCGAAGCACAUGAGGGAGGUGGAGCCUGAAGUUCUUCACUACUUUGAUGUGUGGCACGUAUCGAAAAGUAUAAAGAAGGCUAUCACAGCGGCAAGCAAGGCCCCCGGGUUCAGCGCACUUCAUGACUGGGUCCAGGCAGCUGCGAAUCAUAUGCAUUGGUGCGCCGCAGCAAGCAGGGGCAAUGGGGACCUGCUCGUGGAAGCGUGGGGAAGCAUAGCACGCCACGUCGCUGAUAUCCACAAUGGCCAUGGCGGUCUGUACACUACGUGCCUCCACGGACCCCUGGAUAACGUAGAGUGGCUUCCUCCAGGGAUGCCUGCUCACGACAAGUUUGCCGCCAUCGUGACCUCGAAACGCCUCUUGAAGGACUUGCGCCAGUUGUCGCCCGACACCCAGACAUUUUCUCUGGAGUCAUUUCACAACGUCUUGAAUGGGUUCGCUCCUAAGUCGACAGCAUUCUCAUCAGAGGGCAUGCUUGCCAGGACCCGCCUGGCAGCACUGCACUUUAAUGAGAAUGCGGAACGUCAACAAGCGAUGACGAAAGAUGGAGAACAUCAGUGGAAAGUGAAGUCACCGAAGGCAAGGAAGGGGCACCAUGUCGUGUGUCCAGCGAAGACAGAGAUAACAUAUGGCUAUGUCCAGGAGCUGAUGGCUGUGGCUGUUGAAAUGUGCGGCUCUUCAACCUUUCUGAAGAAGUUUCAGGCCGCAAGAACACCUCCAAAGCCAAAUAUGAGCGACCAAUCGGAACGGCCAUCAAAAAAAGAGUUAAUUGACUCCAGAGUCAGCCGCUUUGCCAAGGCGAAGCCGCAGAUUGUGCAGGUACAACAUGUGCAAUAUGCCAACCUAAGGAAACAACACAUGAAAACAAGGAAUGAAAAAUGACAACAAGGAACGUAGCAAGUGAUUCAGCGUGACGACGAAGGAAGGCGUGGCGAAUAUUAUCAGGAUCACACAAUGAUUUCGGCUUCAAAUUUUACGAACUCUUGACUAAUCUGGUUGAAUUAUCGAAAGAAGUCUGUCGCGGGCCAAGAUGUGAAAACAGAUUAAAAUCAGUGGCCAUUUUCUG